GGAGCUCUGUGUUCGGAUUGGUAGGAAGGAGGCGUCAGAAUGGGUGUGUGGCGGGAGGAGGAGGAGGGUUGGAAGCUGUAGGGGUUCCUUUCAGUGUGAGUCCAGUGCGUAAAGAGCGCAGAGAGGCUCAGCGGAAAGAGUCUGAGAGUGUGCCGCUUUCCACCACCUCCUGGAUUACUGUUUCAUCUCCGUCCGACCAGACACGCUCUAUCAAUGAAGCUUGGUUCUUAUCCGUGAUUUCUUCGCCAUGAGCUGCCUGGAUGUGAUGUACCAAGUGUUUGGUCCUCAGCCUUAUUUCAGCUCCUACAGCCCCUAUCACCACCAGAAGUUGGCCUUGUAUUCCAAAAUGCAAGACCACCAGGACAGCGGCAGCCGGCUUGCCCCGGCGAUCAAAGAGGAGGACAAGGAGCUGCCGCCCGGUGCCGAGUACCUGAGUUCCCGCUGUGUCCUCUUCACUUACUUCCAGGGCGAUAUCAGCGCGGUGGUGGAUGAACACUUCAGCCGAGCUCUCAGCCAGACGAGUGCAUACCCCGCGUCGAGCAGCCACAAGGCCGUAAGAGAUGGAUCCUUUCCUAUGAGCCAGAGAAGUUUCCCUCCGUCUUUCUGGAACAGUUCCUACCAGCCGUCAGUCUCGUCCACACUGGGCAGCGCUCUGUCGGCUCCCCACACAGAGCUCUCCUUUCCAGGUGACCCUUACUCCUCUGCCUCCCUGCACAGCCACCUCCACCAGCCCAGCCCCGAUGCCUGGCACCCAUCCCACCACCACCACCAUCACCACCAUCACCCUUACUCGCUAGGAGGUGCUAUAAGCACCCAGAGCUCAGCUUAUCCACGUCCAGGUGUUCACGAGAUGUACGGCACAGCGUUUGACCCGCGUUACGGCUCGCUGCUGGUGCCGUCAGUGAGGUCGCACCACCGCCUGACAUCCGGCAGCUCGGUACCGGGGCCCAGUGGCUCUCCCUGUGACCUCGGGGGUAAAGGGGAAUCGGGGACGGGGUCGGCCUGGAGCGGUGCCUUCACGGGGGCAGGAACAGAGAUUGGACUGAACAUGGACACAGGUCUGCCGGCACAGGAUAAGAGCAAGGAUUUGUAUUGGUUUUAGAGACCACUGAGACCCCCCUCCCCCCUCUUCUUGUCUACUACUUCGGCUGUAGCCGCUUUCCUGCACUCCUGCUCUACUCUACUGCUGUUAUGGGAUGACUGACAGAAAAACUGACAGAUAGACAAAAACAGUGAGGCAGCAGUUUUUUUUUUCCUGCUGUAACGGCUUCUGGUUUACUUGCAGCUCUGUGUUACGGCGGACUGUGCAGCAGCAGUGCAGCCCUGCUGAGCUGAACGGCAACAGUGUGGAUACACAGCGAACAUGGAAACAAAAGCGGACUCGCAGAGGGGAGAGAGAGAAAAUAUGAUCUUGAUGGAUAUGGACAAAGACAAGACUCUUUGUGCUUCUGUAACAGGCAGGGACAACAUUCCUAAAGUGGAAAAAGUCUUUGGACAGACGGACAGAGACACAUGUGCUGUCGGACUCCAAAGACUAGCGCCUGAAAGGACUUGGCAGGACUUGCCUCACUGGGGCAACUGGGCUCAGACACUAGGAGUGUGUUAUGGCUGGAGGAAAGGCCACGCUGGUGUCAAGGAGGCAGCACAGCAAGAUUUUGGCAGACAGCGAAGGGAGGAGGACAAACUUUUUGGGUUUACAUGGAGUAAUGUUUCAUCCGGCACAACACAGUACACAUUAAAUGUAACCUGAAUGAAUGAAUUUCAACUGAUAUCAAUAGAUAUUUAAGCCAUGAUUACAGCUUCAAACCUUAGAAAUUUAAAGAGACAUAUUUUUCCUGGCUUGUAGCGCUAAAUAUCCAUCUUAACUGUUUUGAUGUGAGAUGCCCAGUUUUUUAUACAUCAGCUGCCUUCUCCAGAAUAAAAUUGCACUAAGUGACACUUGUGGUGUUUAAAGUGGCAGACAUAGCAGCAGUAUGUCAUUCCAGAAAAAAAUAGCACAUCAUAUUUUUUUUUAAAUCCACCAUCUAGAACUAUUUCCUCUCUGCUGAAUUCAGGCCCUGUCUUUUCUUAGUUUUUUUCUCCAUGUGCCACAUGGAAACUAUGUCCAGCAGGUGUAGCUUGGCAUGAAAAAAAAAAAAAAAAAACAGGCUUCUGGGUCAUGAUUUAUAGAAGGAGACACAAUUGCAGUUUUUUUAAAAUCCACAUUAUUGGUGCUUUGAACACCACAAGAUGAAUGCUGUGUAGUUCCACUGACUUCAAGAGAAAGGCAGCUAGUAUCUCCAAAACUGGGAAAAUAUGGGAAAAUGUGUAUAUUUGAGGUUCCUUUAAGCAUGCUCAUACUUUUUAAAGAUGAAGCAAACUGUUGUCUCAUAUGGCACCGUGCAAAGUUAGGCCUCAGUAACACAGACCUAAAGAUCAAUCAGUAACCCCCGGCAACCUCUAGUCAUGAGGGACAAAUGUGGAUUCAUUGAGCCAUUGGUGAAUGGUUGCUUGUGGUUGGUGGCCGCCAGGUAAAUCGGUUGCCCGGAGAUGCUGACUCAUCUGCAAAGACUUGCCAUUCACUCGCCAGGAUGUUGUGAAACUUAAUAGUGUGAAGCUGGAACUGCCUUCAAAGUAAAAGUGCCUUACUGCUGAAACCAACGCAUUUCAAAUGGCACAGUUUUUACUUUAAGGGCCAAAGGUCUCCAUUUCAAAUUUGCAUCGCAGUUUUGACAGUUUCACUUUGCUUUUUGAGUAGUCGGCGAGUGUUAACAGACAAGUCAGCAUGACUGAGGAAAUCUGCUUUUGACUGAAGCAAUCGCAAGGAAGUUUUAGUGCUGCACUGUAUGUCUCCAUGCAACCAUUUUGACAUUACCAACCUCAAGAAACCAGCUUUCAAUCAGAAUGCACACGUCAGCGUAGCUAACCAGAUGUCACCGCUUGGCGUCUAGGGCUGUGUGACUGAGGAUUUAAUAUAUAUGACAAUACCACAACAAAGAUGUUGGCAAACAAAUCAAUGUCUUUACAAAAUAUUUUGUUUUUCUUUACAUUUUUUUAUGGUUAAUAACUGUGGCAAUGACUAACGGAAUAGGAAUGCAGACUUUGUUGCCUUUGAGUGCAGCAGAUACACAGGCUGUUAGCUCGGUAAGCAUAGAUUUGGUGAUUCCAAAACAUCUCAAGUGCAUUUGGUUUAAAAUUUAAACUGUUUUCAUCAAGGUUACUGCAGGAGCAGUACAUGUUGUAUUACAUGCUGAAAUUAUUACACCAAUUAUACUGCACCGUUUUGCUGCCUUUCUGUUUUAUUUGUGUUUAUACUGAAAAUCUCAAGGUUCAGGAACUUGUGAUUUUUAAAAAUCCCAAGUUCCUGUUUUCUUGGCAUAUUAAGCACAUUGUUGGCCCUGACAGAAAAACCUCUUCCACCAACAUGUCAACAGGUCAACAGGUCUCUAAACAUUUUAUUUGUAGUCCAAAUUAAAUCACACUUUAGGAUAAUCAUCACACUUUCAAACUUCACCAAAUCAUCAAAUCAGUGCUUGCUUGAAAACACUGCCAACUGCUUCUUCUUGGUCAUAACCCAAACACAAAUAACCCAAAAUACACUAUUAAAGGGGACCUAUUAUUGCUUUUUUUUUUUUUUUUAACUAUUUUUGGUCAUUCACAAUAAUUCACACAAUUUGUUUCUUUAUGUUAUGCAAGGAAAAUUGGAAAUAGGAGCAGUAUAGUGGAGCAUGUGCAGACACAAAUGUAAAGUUUGUCCAAUAUGAAACAGCUUGAAAGUCAAUAUUUGGUAUGACCACCUUUAUUCUUCGAUAUAGACUGAACUCUUUUAGGCAGUUUUCUUGUUAUUUCUUGAAGUAGUCUUUAAGGAUAGUUCUCCAGGCUUCUUGAAGGAUAUUCAGAACUCUUCUUUGGAUGUUGGGUGCCUUUUGUCACGAUGAACAACGAUGUGAUGCUCUAUUCGGGUGUGUUUUCUGUGCAUUGGCACACCUGAAUAGAAGCCAUUGCCAAUCAAAUGCUUUCCAGAUGGUGUUGCAUGGUGUGUCAAAAUCCAAUAGUACUUUUCCGUGAUUAUAAUUCCAUCAAUUUCGAUAAGAUCACCAACACCACUGGUUAAUAUGGAGCCUCAAACCAUGACAAAGCCUCCACCAUGUUCCUCAGAUUGCAGGAGACACUAAAACUAUUUGAACCAAAACUUUAACAUUUUGAUUCAUCACUCCAUAAGAACUGUUGCCAGUGAUUUUCAGCUAUGUUCAUUACAUCAACCCUUUCUCCCUGUUUCCCUUCCAUAAGAGUGGCUUCUUGACAUCCACUCUUCCCCUGAGACAGUUUCUAAUGAAGCUUCAGCAAACAACAGAUGGAUCAGCUGAAGGGCCAGAUUCAUCUGGAUUUUUUUCCUUAAAUUUCUUAAAGACAUGAUUUUUUGAUACUCUGUUGGCUAUAUAGAUAUUUUUUUAGACCUUCCACUUCUUCUUUUGUCCUUCAUUUGUCAAGUUUCUUCAAUUUUGUUUAAGACAGUGCACAUCAUGGCAGGAGAUUUAAAUUGUUGAGCUAGUAGGUCUGGGAAUCACCUUGUUGGUGCAAAAAUAUGAUUUUAUUCCUUUUAAACUGUUUCUGUUUCAAUCUUUGGUGUUUUUCAUAGAUGCAGCUAUAGGAAUGUGCUUCUGCAGCAGCUUGCUACUAGCAAGUGCCUACUGUUAGGUAUACAAUUUAAAACUGGUUCUUUGCUAGGUUGUUACUGUAGACACAACAGUUGUUAAUGCUUUGAGUUAGGUGCCUUUUUAUACUUGAACGAUUUAAGGGUCCUCUGAAAAUGGUCAGGUACAAGGACUGGACUAAAAAUGAAAGAAAAAGCAGGAAAAUGUCCAAAGAAAACAGUGAUUCAUGCAAAGCUACUCUGGUAGAGUCCAAGAAUGAAAGAUCUGAGCUGUAAAUAAGCAUGAUAGGUCCCCUUUACACAAUGAUAACUCAUGUCAGUCAGUAAAAUAUACUGUAAAAUGGUGAUACGUUUACAGGUUAACUGAGACAUUUGCUUUAGGUUGAAAAACCACUCAAAGUGGUUUAAAGCAUGUUGCCAUGGUGAAUAUUUAAUGUAAAACUACCUGAUGGGUCAAACUGCAUAACCAGAGCCUUUUAACUAGCGCUGAUAGACUAAAGGAGGGACAUUUCUACGACGGCGGCAGAUUGACCUCUGAACUUCACUGCAGAGUGGACUGUGCUUACCUCUUUGUUAUGAGCAUUUUAUGAACCUGUAUGGCUGUGUCAGCAAAAGAAAUGUGAACUUCACACGAAUGGCUGCUGAGUGAGAGAGAGAGAGAGAGAGUGGCGAGGUCUUUCAGAUGAAUGAGGAGAACGUCGGCUAUUUGAGGCCACUUGACUCUUUCUCUCCCUCCUCUCAUGCAGCUGUCAUCGACAACUGCUCUUCAACUCAGCGAACACACACAUGGCCGCACACUGUCCUACUGUGCAGUGUCCGAGCCAGGCCCACGGACUCGAUAAAGGGAGCAUUUAGUGUGAGCAGAGUCCCGCCCUACUGGGACAACUGGUGGGAUGUAAGUGGAGGGAACAGAGGACGAACACACAACUGUCAAAAGUGAUUUUUGAGUGUGGAUGUAUGUACAGGCGUGUGUCUAUUUCUAUACUUACAAGGGUCACAAUAUCCAGCCAGCCUAAAAACUGACAACAAUUCAGGCAUCAUUUUGUCGUUUGCACUCUGCUAAUUGUAAGAUGAGGAUUAUGCAUAGGAUUAUACUAAAGGUUGAGGAUAAAUGGCAUUAUUUUAUCUGGGUUUAAGUGAAUUUGCUUACAGAAAUACUGUGUGUGAAUGUACAGCCUGAUAUAGCUUCUGUCUCCUGUCUUUGAUUUUCAUUGUCCAAGUUACACAUGAGACAAUUUGCUUAAAUGUAGUGAACAUGGCUUUGGUAGUGAAGUGUGUUUCUGUCCUGCAUGGUCCACAGGAAGUAUCUGGUUACACUGGAAAGUGGAACAGAAAACUUGUUUUGGGCCUUCUCUCAAACAAAAGCUAACAGAAACUGGUGGCAGUCUCCUGAAAAGGUGAAGUUUGCAGUUGGUCGAGAGCAUAAAUUUGUAUAGUUAACCGAAAUUAAAACUGACCAAAGAAUCAUAAACCAUUUCAGUGUAACCACAUCAAAGGGAUUACACUGAAAAUAAGCUAUGCGAGGCUGCAUUUUUAAAAUUCUUCUCUUUGAUAGUUCAAAAAAGAUUUCAUAUGUUUUUCCUUAUUUUCUGUUAUAUAUACAUACAGUUUAAAUUAGGAGUGUUCACAUUCACCAAGGCCUGUGGAUGAAAUAAUGAGGUCAGCAUACGAACAAGUAACAAGAAGCCUUAGCCAAAAUCCCAGGCUUCAGUUUCAGUUUUUUUUCUUCUCCUGGCUCCGUAUGAGGUCAAAAAGAUUGGAUAUCGCUAAUGUGGCCAUCUGCUAUUAAACCUUAAUGUUUAAAAGAAGCAGCGAAGAGUAAAAAUGGACAAAUUGGCUUGUUUUAGACAGAGGAUCAACUGAGGGACUUAAGCAGGGCCAGCAUAACAUAAAUAAGGACUGUUUUAAACUACAAAGCUAUUCUAGUAGAGCGCUUAUGCUUCUCAGUCAGUGGCUCAUUCAUUAGCUUCUUGACUUCCAGCUGAAUUUCUUUCACAGUUAUAGAUGUUCAGCUGGGAAAGUUUUACGGGACACUUUCCACCUUGAAUUCACUGAUUCCUCCAUGCCAUUUGAAACCACCCCGGCCUCCUCAUUAUGUGCUCUUGGCAUUGUUGACUUAGCGUGGUUCUCAAAUUUUUCUGAGAUGCCCUCCUUGAAAAGCUAAGAAACACUCCCCCAGUCUUCUCUCUCCAGCUCUGCAAAUUUUAUCGCUAAUCUACAACGACGGGGCACAACAAAUAAAAAAAUCAUGUUAAAUUUGACAGACAACAUACUAGUAACAUAAAGUAAAUAUUUAUUAAGGUAGGAGAAAGUUUGUUCCUGCUGAUACUUAGCUAGAUCACAGCUUUUUUUCAUCUGUCCAGCCACAUUCGGUACUGUAGGUCUUGUCUAAAUUCACUUAUUAUUUUGGAUUUUUGUUUUUUUAAUAAACACAAAACAACUUUUCUUGAAUGUGCCACGCUUUUUUUUAACCAACUGUUUUUGGCUGUCAUACUUCCUGGAAGAAGGAUGCAAUUUUACACCUUGUUUUGACCUUGUUUUUAUUAACAACAGCAAAAUAAAGCAUUUGUCAGGCCAGUAAUGCAUUUAAAACAAGUCCUUACAAGGAUAGCACUGCGUUAUUUUGCAUCGUGUGUAUCUGUGUACGUCUGAAGUGACCACCUCUGCAGCCAUUUAUGUGAAACUGUGAAAUGCUACUCUGUCAUUUUGUAAAAUACCGUUUUCCGGGUACAUUCUGUAAAUCAACAGCAUGCAGCAGUGUUCUCUGUGAAUAUAUUGAUAUAUGACCUGAAGUAUUGUUUCUGUCAAUCUUGCUCCAGUGUAAAGUCUUUGUUUGUAUUUGCUUUCUGCCUGUAACUGUAAAGUGACAGCUCUGUCAGGUUCAAAGAUGUAUUGGCUCUCUCCUCAGUGACUGCUGCUCUGUUAUUUUCUGCAAGCAGUGAAAUGCCAAAAAGGUUUGAACAGAGUAAAUAAAACACUGUUCAACGUUA
Molecule: messenger RNA, 7623 nt
Organism: Oreochromis niloticus (Nile tilapia)
Lineage: Eukaryota; Metazoa; Chordata; Actinopteri; Cichliformes; Cichlidae
Gene: vgll2a
Product: vestigial-like family member 2a
Biological process (GO): regulation of DNA-templated transcription
Cellular component (GO): nucleus
Source: RefSeq, a predicted model, not a curated record